Bolinopsis microptera is the source of this 1769-nucleotide messenger RNA. RefSeq lists its product as uncharacterized. The record is from RefSeq and is a predicted model, not a curated record. NCBI's taxonomy places the organism in Eukaryota, Metazoa, Ctenophora, Tentaculata, Lobata, Bolinopsidae. The transcript is spliced from 11 exons. Bases 1053 to 1715 code for a protein of 220 amino acids.
UUGAAUCAGUUGAACCACGAAGUUACCUGUAAAGACGAAAUGUUAAAGUUUGUGGACCGAGAGAUUGAGGACAGGAGAGAUAAUGACAACUUUGAGAUAAAGGACUCGCUGCUCAAACUGAAUAAGGAAUGUCAAGAACUGAAACAUGAAAAUGCUAACCUCAAAGAUCAUCAUCACGGGUUACGCAGUGAGACAAUGAGACUUGAGGCAAAAGAAACAGCUCUUAUCCAGCAUUGCGUCAAACAACCAGGUGACACGGUGGUGCAGAUAGGUAAGUUGGAGAUUCAGGCAGAACAGAAAUCAGAGGAGAUCGUGAUCCUUAAACGUGAUCUAAACCACGUGACGUCAUCACUCACUGAGCUGACAAAGCGGCACGUGAGAAUGAUAGACGAUAACAACGACCUCCGAUGCAGGUACAGACAAUGAAGGAGGACCAGAAGAUGGCCUCUCAACAGUUAGCACACCUCGCCAAAGAAGUAAGGGCGUGAGUGUCUACAGAUGUUGGAGGACAGUAGGAUGUACAUGCACCGUAUGAGCAGCCCUGUCACCCCCAACAUUGCCCUCAACUACGAGACCCCCGCUCAACCUACACCCAGCAUCAUGAACGAACUUGAGGACGCUAUCAUCACUGACCUUCAGCAACGAAGAAAAGGCAAAGGAACGUCAAAAGGCAGACAGUUUGCUCGAACACGAGCUAGAAUUGCAGCACAACAAAAACAAGCUGACAAGCGGGAGACAACUGAUGACAGUGAUAACAAGGACAGUGGAGUUAAGUCUGGGGACUCUACGGACUCUGGAGAAACUGAAAGGUUGUACGAAGAGAGGAGUAGAGUGCUUCAGCUGCAACCAGUCCGCACACUAAGAGAAGAUUGAGACGUGGAACUGCUUCAACUGUCAGUGACGGAGAAACGCCGCGCAGAGACGCGCUGCACGACCUUAUAGCUGAGGCUGACCAGCUCGAUACUCAUCUCUGAACGGAGCACCACUCAAUCAACAGUGAUACCAACAUAACCAGUGUCAGCGAUACCUGGCAAUCUGAACCGGGCCCUCAUAUGUCCACUCGUGCGAUGUACGGCCGAUCCAACAAACUCAAGAUGGUUAAACCCAUGGAGGGUAGUAUGACCCUUCUACAGUGGAAGUUGCUGGCGAUGAAGCAGACAAACAACUCCCUGCUAAACGUGGAAGAAAGGCCUGGUGUUCUGCAACGUAACACCGUGUCCGCUAUUUCAGAAGGCGAGGGAAUUGGCUCUCUCGGAGGGUUGGACGACUUUGGACUUGGUGGGAGUUCGGGUGGUAUAAUGUCUAAAGGAGCCAUGACACCGGUAAACCGGGCAGCUAAAACACCCUCAGCUGUUGGCAGAUCGGGUGUUUUUAAUCGAUCUCAGGCUGCUCCCAUCAACCAAGCCAGCGCCUCUUCAGCCUCCACCCCCUUAUCCAGCAAGACUCGUCCAAACGGAGCGACAGCUAGCGAAACGGAGCCUUUGAAGGACAAGGCUGAUCCAGCCGAUCUGUUCAAGUACCUGAGCACGAAGUACGAGGUGCCAAAGAACACCAUCAGUUCAGAUUUCAGUUCUGCCUCUUCUGAAACUAGAGCUGGUUCAAAGGGUCCAGGGACAAUGAAGGAUCAGAAUGGAACUGACUCAUUUGUAAGCACCCAGCAUGAGAAUCUAUACUUCUUGAUGUGUUUAUAUAGAUAUUCUCUAAAUGAAUUUUGAAUUGGGGGCCAGAAAUAUUCGGUACUACAACAAUUUGGACUCAAAGGACCAUGC